Messenger RNA from Emericellopsis cladophorae, 1011 nucleotides. RefSeq lists its product as uncharacterized. Gene Ontology annotation, biological process: nucleobase-containing compound metabolic process. The record is from RefSeq and is a predicted model, not a curated record. The transcript has a single exon. Gene Ontology annotation, molecular function: nucleic acid binding; 3'-5' exonuclease activity. Bases 1 to 1011 code for a protein of 336 amino acids. NCBI's taxonomy places the organism in Eukaryota, Fungi, Ascomycota, Sordariomycetes, Hypocreales, Bionectriaceae.
AUGAGCAUACGACUGAAUGAGACCCUGCACACCAUGGGAGAGAUCAAGACAGAGAUCAUCAACGCAGCAAAGCAAAUCGGCGAUUUAGUCGACUCGCUCAUCCUCCGCCAUGCACCAGCAAAACCGCUCGAGCCAACAAUGUAUAUCGAUCUCGAAGGUGUGAACCUCUGCCGUGAAGGCACACUUUCCAUCUUUACCCUUCUCAUUGAUACUGGCACGCCGACGCCAAGCGUUUACCUGAUCGAUGUAUUUUCCCUCGGCAUGCAAACAUUCGAAACCACCGGUGCCAAGGGUCAGACGCUGAAAGACGUCCUUCAAAACGAGAACAUCCCAAAAGUAUUCUUUGACGUCCGCAACGACGCAGACGUCUUGUUUGCACAUUUUGGCGUCGCACUACAAGGAGUGCAGGAUGUUCAACUUAUGGAGAGCGCUUCGAGGGCGACUGCGCGUUCUAGAAAGCAUCUGAACAGCCUAGCCAGGUGUGUUGAGCAAUAUUCGCCAGACAGGAGAGGUCUCGCCAGCUGGAAGCUGGCAAAGGAGAAUGGGACAAAACUGUUCAAUCCGAAAAGUGGCGGCUCCUUUACAGUCUUUGAGAAGCGACCAAUUCCUAGUGAGAUUAUUUCUUACUGCGUUGGCGAUGUUCAGUAUCUUCCCCAGCUGUGGAAAAGGUUUGAAGUAGCUGCCAAUAUGCAGCGGGACUUGGUGAACAACGAGACCAGGGAGCGCGUUCUGGCAUCUCAGAGACCCGGGUACAAACCGAAUGGCCCUAGUCGGACGUUAGCACCGUGGAACGAGGACCAGAACAGAACUCUGGACAGGUGUCAUGGACCUGGUCCUCGUGCCCACUUCGAUGAUGACGAAGCUUGGGAUUUCGACGAUGACAAAGUUUGGGAUUUCGAUUAUGAAGAAGACUUUGUUUUCAGUACAUACGACGAUUGGGUAGACGAUAGUCCGACAAACUGUAGGGACAUCAUUCCCGAGUGGGAUCUCGACCUCUACUACUCCGACUAG